Molecule: messenger RNA, 1875 nt
Organism: Cyprinodon variegatus (sheepshead minnow)
Lineage: Eukaryota; Metazoa; Chordata; Actinopteri; Cyprinodontiformes; Cyprinodontidae
Gene: gpr137ba
Product: G protein-coupled receptor 137B
Exons: 7
Coding region: 266-1432 (388 amino acids)
Biological process (GO): negative regulation of osteoclast differentiation; positive regulation of TORC1 signaling; negative regulation of bone resorption
Cellular component (GO): lysosomal membrane
Source: RefSeq, a predicted model, not a curated record
GGUCCUGGAAACCCGCUGCAGUUCUCCGCAUCAUCAUCUCUUGUCAUGUGCCUCUCAGGCUGUCUCUGAAUCCACUGCAGGAAGCUGGAGCUGUUUCCUUCCCCGCUGCGCGCCUCUGCUCCCUGACAGCCGCUCCAGCCGCCCUGCUUUCUUCCUGCUUCUCCGGGUUUCCUCCCCUCGGCUCCGGCCUGGGAGCCAGAGAGGCAGGGCGAACACCUCCUCCAUCUAUCUGUCUCCCCUCAGAGAAACCAAAGAGCUUUUUCUCAUGGAGGCCCCGGCGGAGGAGAAGGAGCCGUCACCGAUGGAGCAGCCCCUGCCUCUGCCCACCCUGAGCCCAGCCGUGCCCCCCUUUGUGACUCUGGGACUGACGGUGGUUUACACCGUCUUUUACUCGCUCCUCUUCAUCUUCAUCUACGUCCAGCUCUGGUUGGUGCUGCGGUACCGACACAAGCGCUUCAGCUACCAGACUGUGUUUCUGUUCCUGUGCCUGCUGUGGUCGGCCCUGCGCACCGUGCUCUUCUCCUUCUACUUCAGGAACUUUGUCACGGCGAACACGCUGGGGCCAUUUCCCUUCUGGCUGCUCUACUGCUUCCCGGUCUGCCUGCAGUUCUUCACGCUCAGCCUCAUGAACCUUUACUUUGCACAGGUUGUUUUUAAGGCAAAGUCUAAAUAUGCACCAGAGCUCCAGCGGUACAGGCUGCCCCUCUACCUCCUCUUCCUGUUCAUCAGCCUGGUGUUUUUAGUCGUGAAUUUAGUGUGCGCCCUGCUGGUGAGGAUGUCCUCUGCAGAAGCUCACACCAUUGUACUUGUGAGGGUCGCCAUCAACGACACGCUUUUUGUCCUGUGUGCCGUUUCGCUCUCUUUGUGUCUUUACAAGAUCGCCAAGAUGUCUCUGGCCAACAUUUACUUGGAGUCCAAGGGGACGUCGGUGUGCCAGGUGACUGUCAUAGGAGCCAUCGUCAUCCUCCUGUAUGCAUCCAGGGCCUGUUACAACCUGGUUGUCCUGGGUCUCUCAAACAAAAGCAUUAACUCGUUUGACUACGACUGGUACAACGUGUCCGACCAGGCAGAUCUACAGUCGACUCUGGGGGACACCGGCUAUGUCGUCUUUGGGGUGAUUUUGUUCGUUUGGGAGCUGCUACCUACCUCCUUGGUUGUGUAUUUCUUCAGAGUUCGAAAGCCCAACCUGGACAGGAGCAGCUCUGGCCUCCCCAGUCACGUAUUCUCAUCCAGGGCGUACUUCUUCGACAACCCAAGACGUUAUGACAGCGACGAUGAUCUCGCUUGGAGCGUCAUGCCUCAAAACAUCCAGGCCAGUCUGGCUGCGGACAGUUACGAGUGGGGAAGCCAAAACAGCGGCAUAAACGCCUACAUCGGAAGUGAGGACAGUUACAACUUCUCCCGUCCUCCAGAAGAGCUCAGCCAUUACUGAGGGGACGCCGCAGCGACUCCUGCCGCCGUUUCUCCCUAUCUGUAUAUUUUUGCACAUUUUGUCUGUUACUGACUGAGAAAAGACUUUUAUUCAUGAGCUGGAGGAAACUAACAGACUCUUUUCAUUGCCAGUAUAUGAAAGCCCAGAAAUGGGGCAUUACUUUUUUGCACACUUCAUGUACAGAUUAUGAUCUGUUCCUAAACUCUUUCAUUAUUUAGUUGAUUACAGCUUAAUAUAUUUCAUAACCUUUGUAAAAUGUACUGUAAUACUUUUUAAUUCGAUGUUCUGAAUGUGUUUUUUCAUACAGAUGUGUUUAUAAUGAAGACAGAUUCAUUUAACUCAUUAAAAUGUUUAAAUUUCCUUUACUUAACUGAGGGUAGAGUAUAAUAUUUUUUGACUUCUUAUGCUGUAUAGCAGCACCACCUAUUGGUUCUUCAACAGGA